UAUUCAGCUCUCAGCAGUUGCCUUGAGCAGUUCGCAAACUCCGCAAUAAACAAAACGACUCAGUAUUUUUGCUGGCCCCCCGGUAGGAUUACAUGUUUAGUUGUUUUGCAUCUGCCUGCCCACCUGCGUUCAGUCCGGUUUGCAGCCACGAUCUUCAUCAAGCCCACGCUCUGUUUGCUUUUCCUAACUCCGGUAGCGUGUGCGCUGUUUAAGCCGCUCCGUGCACGAUACUAGUGCAUAGCUGUGUUUUUUGUGUUGUGUUGUGUGUGUGUGUGUGUGUGUGUAGAGAAAUAUUCGGGUUAUUAUUCGAGAAAAAUAGUGCACAUCUGUACUCCAGUGAAAGCAUUUCUGUGCGUGUGUAGAAGUCAGUGAAAGGUCUUAUUUCUUGUGAUUUAAAGUGUGUUGGUGUUCCAGAUCACUGUAACGAUCGUCUCAAGUGAGAACUCAAGCAGAAGCUGUGUACACACCAAUCAAACCAAGUACCGAGAUCGCAGAAAUCAACAAAGCUUUCCCGGUGUCCUACAGGACCUGUAGCCGAGCGCCGAGGCCGCGACCUAACGGAAGAAGUUUGCAUUUGCUAUCACACAGAUACCAUCCAUCAUCAUGCCCGGACGUCCACUGUGGCAGGUUGCCGGCAAGCGUGAUCGCGAUCAGGAGCGUGAAGCGCAGCACUGGAUCGAGACGGUGAUUGGCGAAAAGUUUCCCGCCGGUUACGUCUACGAAGACUGUCUGCGGGACGGUAUUCUGCUCUGCCGGCUCAUGAAUCGCCUGUCGCCCGGCAUUGUGCCAAAGAUCAACACCACCGGCGGCGAUUACAAGAUGAUGGACAAUAUUAAUCAGUUCCAGAAGGCGUGCAUCAAGUACGGUGUGGCCGAUGUCGACCUCUUCCAGACGACCGAUCUGUGGGAUCGCAAAAACGUAGCCCUCGUCACGACGACCAUCUUUGCCGUUGGCCGAGCGUGCUACAAACAUCCGGAAUUCCGUGGACCGUACCUUGGACCGCGACCGGCCGAGGAAAACCGGCGCGAGUUUACCGAGGAGCAGCUGCGUGCGGGCGAGGGCCUGAUCGGGCUGCAGGCCGGAUCGAACAAGGGCGCUACCCAGGCGGGCCUUAACUUUGGCGCCACCAGGAAGAUUCUGCUCGGCAAGUAGCGGGCAUCGAAGACGUCGACGCCCCACGGCGGCGGGGCGGGUGGAUAUGCCAGAAGGAAGAAAAUGGAAGAGAAAAGCGAAAUUACAAAUUAAAACAACAACAAGAAAGAAGAAACCCCUAACUAACUCUUCAGGACGCGUAUACUAACCGUUUGCUAUAAUAAUCGUAUCUAUUCUCCGGUCAGCUCAGUUAUUGAGGAUUACCAACAUAAAAAAAACUACUAAAAAAUUAAAUUGAAAACAACCAAGCGCAGAGUUUCCCGGUGGUAUAUGUGUAGAACACAACAAAGAAACUUAAGCACUUAAAUUAUUAAUCCUAUUUAUUAAACACCGAAACACUAAUAUGAAAUGCUUGCAAUUUUGAGGUUAUUUUUGGAAACAAAAUUUUUGCUUUGGAAUAGAUAAAAGCGAGGAAUGGAUGAGCUCGAUCGAAAGCAUUCACAUACAAAUUGCACAACACAGUUUUUGUUUUAAAAGCCCCCACACACAGUAACUACUAACCUGAGCCUUCAGAAGGUUAAUUUGAGGAGGAGCCUUUUGAGGUUAACUUGUUUUCCUUUUUAUAUUAUUUAUUAGCACUCAACGAUUUUAAACGAUAUUUAAAAGUAUUAUUAAAAGGGAGCAGGUAUAAGCAUCCCUUAACUCCGGUCAGGUUUUUGUUUGUUUCGUUCUCAUAUUUCUUACGCGCUCUAGCCAGCCUCCAUGGCGACUUCUCGGUACACUCGGUAUCUCCUCAUGGUCGGUUUAUAAUUGUUUGUUUGUUUCUUACAAAAAAUAAAGUACAAUAUUGCCUUUCUAUAA
This is a messenger RNA of Anopheles stephensi (Asian malaria mosquito), 1953 nucleotides long. RefSeq names its product muscle-specific protein 20-like. The record is from RefSeq and is a predicted model, not a curated record. NCBI's taxonomy places the organism in Eukaryota, Metazoa, Arthropoda, Insecta, Diptera, Culicidae. The coding region runs from base 604 to 1152 and encodes 182 amino acids. Gene Ontology annotation, molecular function: protein binding. The transcript has 5 exons.